UGUUGGUGCGAUACAACUCAGAUUGAAGGUUGAAGUAAAUUUCAAGUUGAUAUUACCCUCUCGUAUCAAAGGGACUGUAAUUAACAAUUACGGGUAGUCUCAUCGAUAGGACAAUACCUCUUCAUCAUGCUCUGGUGGAUAAUCACGACUUUGGUUAUGUUGUUCUAUGGGGUUAGCGUAACGAAAGCUGUGGGACUGCUGAAAUGGCCGCGUGGUAUUCAGCUCUUCAAUUAUAUCGAUCCUGAGUCAUGGAAAUAUAAUUACCCGAUCUGCAAUAGAUACAGGCAAUCUCCCAUCGAUCUCAAUCCCGAUUAUUUCCGGUACGUGGUGGAUUCACCGGCCCUCAAAUGGAUCGGCUACGAUGAUGUCCCCGAUAACAUUACCAUUUUUAAUAAUGGCCAUACUUUGGAACUCUCAGGUUUCUGGCCGGCACCUUCAAUUCCUUUCAUAACUGGUGGUCCUCUUCGUGGUGAAUACCUCUUCACGCAAUUACAUUUCCACUGGGGCGAGGAUAACACAGUGGGAAGUGAACACACCACUGAUGGCUCUAGCUAUCCCUUGGAGAUGCAUAUGGUCCAUUGGAAGAGGACAUACGGCUCCUUUAACGAGGCUCUUCGCCAUCCUGAUGGAUUAGCGGUUAUCGGGCUAUUUUUUGAGAUCGACGAGGAUCCGGAGCGGGUGGCGCCCUUGAAUAUGAUUUUUGAUCACAUCGGAGAUGUCAGGGAAGCGAACAAAAAAGUCAAUGUGAUGCCUUUUCCCCUGACGGUGCUUGAUGUAAUCGGGAGACAGUUCUCCUUCAUGUCGUACAUGGGGUCUCUGACGACUCCGCCCUGUCUCGAAUCUGUCAUUUGGAUUCUCUCGAACUUCGUCUCUCCUGUAUCAACCUCGCAAAUGGUGGAAUUACGAAAAUUACGAUUGCGAAACAACGAUCGUCGUAACUAUCGCCCGAUACAACCGAGAAACGACAGGAAAAUAUUUUUCUACUUGAACAACAAUGGAGAACCAAAAAAAAAACAGAAAUGCGAAGCUCGGGAUUGAACACAAGUGCAGAAUUAUUCGAGACACUUCACAUUCGUCUCCGCCCUUCCAUCCCCUACUCGGAACGUGAGCCAGCGCCAUUUAUUGUUCCCAUGAAAUAUUAAUUCCACAAGAACAGAACAGAACAAGUACGUUUAUCCACCCUCAAGAGUCACGCGAGAUCUGAAUUAUUGAGAGGCCUCCACUGGGGAUGAAUGUUUCAAUUCCAUGGCCAUCAAAUGAAAGUGGUGUAAAAUAUACCGAGCACCUCAUCCUCCUCGACAUUUCAUUGUACUCGUUAAUACGAAUAGACAUAUUUGCUUAAACUCAGAACUCCAUCAAAAAAUAAUGUCUUCGAACAAUA
Fopius arisanus is the source of this 1381-nucleotide messenger RNA. Its product is annotated as carbonic anhydrase 2. The record is from RefSeq and is a predicted model, not a curated record. Lineage: Eukaryota; Metazoa; Arthropoda; Insecta; Hymenoptera; Braconidae. Gene Ontology annotation, molecular function: carbonate dehydratase activity; zinc ion binding. The coding region runs from base 127 to 1038 and encodes 303 amino acids. The transcript has 6 exons.